This is a messenger RNA of Pezoporus flaviventris, 2086 nucleotides long. RefSeq names its product PIH1 domain containing 2 (gene PIH1D2). Gene Ontology annotation, biological process: box C/D snoRNP assembly; rRNA processing. The record is from RefSeq and is a predicted model, not a curated record. Lineage: Eukaryota; Metazoa; Chordata; Aves; Psittaciformes; Psittacidae. The transcript is spliced from 5 exons. Bases 50 to 1000 code for a protein of 316 amino acids. Gene Ontology annotation, cellular component: R2TP complex; cytoplasm; ribonucleoprotein complex.
GCCGAGGCCCGCCCUUCCGGCGGCCGUUGCUAGGCGACCGGAGGCAGCCAUGGCGGGCGCGGCGCUAACGCGGGCCGCGCAACUCUGGUCGCUGCUGGACGAGAUGGCAGAGAACGAGCCCCAGGCCUACCGCCGGCUCCUGCAGCAGCAGCGCGCCGAGGCAGAGCUGUUCUGCGCUCCCCCGGAGCCUCACCUGUGCCUGCGGGCGCGUCCCGCGGGUGGUGUCGGGAGGCCGCUGUUCAUCAAUGUCUGCAGCUGGAAAAGGCUCCCGGCACCUAAAGGUCCCGCUGACCCCACACCUGUCAGUGCGGGGCCGCUACAAGAGGUAUCUGGCGAAGGAGACCUUUACAGCAUUAUAGAUAUUGCCUAUAACCCAGAUGUUCUUCAGAGGAGACAAGAAAACCCAGAGAAAAUGGAGCACUUGAUCCAUUUGACACUUAAAUUUGUUGAGGAACGAUGCGACCUUACUCUUUCUCAUUUGUACACCAUUGAAUCAUUCAAACUGAAGGGAAGCCUGGAAACGAUGCAGCAGCGUCUGAGAGGAAGGCAGAGGCCAACUCCACAUCACAGUCAGAACACAAAGAAGGAACUAACACUUGACGAGAUGCUACACACUAUGAAAGCUGAGGACUGCAGCAAUGCUUCGGUCCUGCUGAAGGAAGAACAUGUGAGGCAGCCGAAAGGGCAUCUGAUAGAGGAAAUUGCUAGCACUGAAACGCCAGAGAAGCUCAGUACCCCUGCCUAUGAAAUGAUCACUGUAAAGGAUGCGAACAAGAAAUCACUCAAAAUUGAACUCAGAAUUGAAUUGCCUAAGGUUAGCUCGGUUUCUGAGUGUGAUCUGAGAAUGUCAAAGGAUGACAUAGUGAUUGAAGUCCCUGGAAAAUACAAAUUGCAACUAGAGCUGCCAGAAUUGGUGGAUGAAGAAACAACUACAGCGGUAUUUAACAAAGGAAAACAGAUACUGUUUAUCACAGUGCUGGUUGCCAAGCCAGAUCCUUAAAGGCAGCAUUCUGUCCAGUUCAUGUUCACAGAUGCCAGAAGAAAAAAAAAGCUCAGAAUGAGAAUCCUAACUUUUAGAAGGUGAUGAGAUGGGUUUCUUUAAAUUGACCUUCUGAUCUUCAGGGGUGAAUACCUCAAAUGUAUGUAGAAAAGGAAGUCUGAAGGAACAUUAACACCACAAAAGUUAGGACAAAUAUAAGUUUAAAGAUUGCAAAUAUUCAAGGAUUGACUUGAAUAUGUUAACAGCUGUAGUAAAAGACCAUAAAUGCAUACAUUCAUUUUGCCUUAAGGUACAGCAGUAACAGUUGUGAAGUGUUUUUGCAGAAUAAAUUGAUUACUGGAUAAACACGGUUAUUGCAGGUCUCACAUGUGUUUAAUACUGCAACCUGUAGAGGUGUGUCAUACACAGUUCUACAAGUUGUCCUGCAUGGUGUUCUCAGUCUCUAGGACAAUCCCUGCUGAUUUUAACAGGAACAGGCUUUGUAGUCACUGAAUAUGCUUGACCUCAGUUCUUACUGGUUUCGUAAUCUCUGAAUGAGACCACAAAAACCAGACCUAUUCUGUACCAUUCAAAACAACAUCUACAGAUUCAAAGCUCAGGAAUGCUUGGAGUGAAGCUAGCAACCAAAAACAAUCUUGCAGCAUUUCAAUUAGGAAAGACCACCUGCAUUAUUUUACAGUAAUACACAAAAUACAAAGUAAUACAAAGCAACAAAAAGCAACACAAAACAGCUUCAAGGAUUACUAAGCAUGACUAGAAUUGGCACAGGGACAAACAAAAGUUUAAGUGAUCUUAUUUCCAUGAUUGAUUUGGUAGUAUGUCAUUCUUAUGGCUUACAACACGUGCAUUACAACCAUGCUUCUGUACUGAUACUCAUCAGAUCAGAAAUGGAAACAGGCAAAUUGGUUUUGGGCUGCAACUUUAAAAUACAAACUGAUGAAAGUGCAGUUAACUCCUAGCUUUCCCCAUUCUCUGUUUCAAAGAGACUUCUGGCUGCAUUGAGACACUCUUCAGUGGUUAUAGUUGCAAGUUCAAGAUGAAAUUCCACCACUGCAUGAGCUGAGCUGGCCUGUUGCGGGAUGCAAG